Molecule: messenger RNA, 1115 nt
Organism: Dromiciops gliroides (monito del monte)
Lineage: Eukaryota; Metazoa; Chordata; Mammalia; Microbiotheria; Microbiotheriidae
Product: sulfotransferase 1C4-like
Exons: 7
Coding region: 3-911 (302 amino acids)
Biological process (GO): sulfation
Cellular component (GO): cytoplasm
Molecular function (GO): sulfotransferase activity
Source: RefSeq, a predicted model, not a curated record
CAAUGUUCCAGGAGAAGGAAAAAGAAACAAUGGAGCAGGAGUGGAAUUUGAUGCAACGAGGGAAAGUUUCCCAAGUGAAAGGAGUUGUUCUGCUGAAGGGAGCCUGUGAUUACUGGAAUGAAAUCUGGGACUUCCAAGCCAAACCUGAUGAUAUACUCAUUUCUUCCUAUCCUAAAUCAGGAACAACAUGGCUACAAGAGAUUGUAGAUAUGAUACAGAACAACGGAGAUGCAGAAAAAACAAGACGAGCUCCAACUGAAAUACGAAAUCCUUUCCUUGAAAAGAUAAGAUUACCUUAUAGUGGACUGGACCAGGCUAAUAAAAUGCCUUCACCAAGAGUCAUAAAAACCCAUCUUCCUGUGCAACUACUGCCUCCAUCCUUUUGGGAAAAAAACUGUAAGAUGAUCUAUGUGGCAAGAAAUGCCAAGGAUACCAUGGUGUCCUUUUUCCAUUUCCAUAGGAUGGAUAAGAUAUUUCCAGAUGCAGGAAGCUGGGAAGAGUAUUUUGAAACAUUCUUGGAAGGCAAGGGAGUGUGGGGAUCCUGGUAUGACCAUGUAAAAGGAUGGUGGAAAGCAAAAGACACAAACCCCAUUCUCUACCUCUUCUAUGAAGACAUUAAGAAAAACCCCAAAUGUGAAAUUGGGAAGGUGAUGAAAUUCCUGGGGAAAAACCUGGAUGAAAAGGUUUUAGAUAAAAUUAUCUAUUAUACUUCAUUUAAUGUAAUGAAGAAGAAUCCCAUGUCAAACUAUACAUACGAUUCUUCAAUGAAUCAUUCUAUCUCCCCAUUCAUGAGGAAAGGUGUGGUUGGAGACUGGAAAAAUCAUUUCACUGUAGCUCAGAAUGAGAGAUUUAAUGAAGAUUAUAAGGAAAAGAUGGCUGAUACUACACUCUCUUUCUCCAUGGAAUACUAAGAAGGAAAAUUUGGGAUUGAGACAAAAUGAUGAAGAAUUUUGUACUCACCCAAAGGUUUAAAGUUGAAGAAAUUGCUACUAACUACACAUUAUUCUCAUAACAAUGACUUAAAAUAAGUAAAAAUUUUAGGCUAACUUGCCCUUUUUAGAUUGGUCUUCACUGGCUCCAAUUAUCCCAGGAACUAUCCUAUUUUUUCAUGUCCC